AUGGAGGAUUACUGUUCUCCUAAAAUCGUACUCUAUGGUGAAGAAGCCAUCGGCUUCCGCAAAAGAAUCCCAAAGAGGAGAUACGAGGACGUCCUGAAACAACACCUCAGCCUUGGCUAUGUAAACUGCCAUCAAUGGUUCACUCUGGCCUCGAAUCGGGAGACAGCGGUCACAGUACACCAGAAUCAACCUGGAGGACAAAAGACAACGCAGAAAAAACCAUGCCUCGUCAAUAAGAAGACUUUUCGCUGCGCCUUUUGCAAUGAGACUUGUCUGUCUUGCAUUGGCAUUUUUAGCCAUGACACGUCUGCAACAAGCAAGGGUAUAGCCUUUCACAUAUCUUCGUUCGCGAAAACCUAA
Loa loa (African eye worm) is the source of this 360-nucleotide messenger RNA. RefSeq lists its product as hypothetical. Bases 1 to 360 code for a protein of 119 amino acids. The record is from RefSeq and is a predicted model, not a curated record. The transcript has 2 exons. NCBI's taxonomy places the organism in Eukaryota, Metazoa, Nematoda, Chromadorea, Rhabditida, Onchocercidae.